UGACUCUGGCCACCCUAUGGAUUCAUCUAUGCUUCUGUCAAUUUGUUAUUUUUGGCUAUUAAUUGCUGUCCCUGAUUUUAACCUUUUUAUAGUAGUUUCUCAACUUUUUUAUAUGACUGCUGGCAACCCUCUUGCAUAAGUUCUGCUCUGCAAUAGGUAUUGUGAGAAUUUUGGCACUCCUUCUGUUAAUAUCAACUAAAGUCUUACAUCAAUAGACUUUCAAUUAAAAUAAGAUAAGAUAAUAAAGAUAUGAAACAGAGUGCCACAUUCAAAUUUUAAUUCUUUUCACUUCACAUCCACGAAACGAUGGGUUGCUCGAUAUAUUUCGUGUUAAUACUUCAAAUUCAAACAACAUUUUUAUUAAUAUCAACUUAUCAGACAGCUAACGCAUCUACAAAAUGUUCAGAUCGUAAAGCUAUAUUUUGCUACUGGGCAAGUUGGGCUGCUUAUCGGCCUGGAAAUGGUCAUCACAAUAUUAAGGAUAUCAACCCUGAACAUUGUAGCCAUGUUAUCUUUACUUUUGCUGGAUUGGAUAUCAAAGGCGAAAUAACAAGUCUUAAUCCCGAUGUUGAUUUAAAAGGAGGUUUUGAAGAUUUCAUCGCCCUGAAAAACCGCGAUCCUUGUGGCUGCUUAAAGGUUAUUUUAGCCAUUGGCGGAUGGGGAGAAGGUUCAGAAAAAUAUUCCCUCAUGGCGGAAUCAUCGUUAAGUCGAGAAAGAUUCGCAGAUAGUGUUUUAAGGUGGUUAAUUUUCUAUGGGUUCGAUGGAAUUGACAUUGACUGGGAAUAUCCAACACAACGUGGAGGUCUGAAAAUUGAUCGCCAAAAUUUCAUAGAGCUUUUAAAGGUUCUGAAAAAGAAGCUAGCUCCAAGGAACCGAAUUCUAACUGCUGCAGUUUCAGGGUCACUUGAAACUACCAAAGCUGCUUAUGAUAUCGGUUUAAUGUGCAAUGAACUUGAUUUUAUAUCCAUAAUGGGCUAUGACUUACAUCAGACCAAUGUAACAAGUAUUCAUUCAGCUUUGAGAGCAGAUAACCCUGACAAUUCUGCGACUAUUUCUUCUACCAUAGAAUUCUAUAAAAAGAAUGGUUGCCAUUCGGAAAAACUUCUCUUAGGAGUUCCAGCAUAUGGCAGGACUUAUAUUUUAAAAGAUACUCGUAUCAAUAAAUUGGGAGCUACUUCUACUGGAAAAGGAAAAGAGGGACCAUUUACUAGAGAGAAAGGAUUCUUGGGUUAUAAUGAAAUUCGUGAGAUGCAAAAGAAAAACACAGGAUGGCAAAAAGCAUAUUCGGAGAAGAAUGCAGCUUUAUAUGCAUUUAAUGGAAAACUAUGGAUGAGUUAUGAUGAUGAAAGGACAGUAAAAGAGAAGGCAGAAUAUGUUUUGAGUGAAAAACUUGGUGGAAUGAUGCUAUGGUCUAUUGAUACUGAUGAUUUUCGAGGAAUUUGUUCGAAUCGAUCUUAUCCGUUAUUGAGAGCUAUAACCAAGGGAUUGAAGUGGAAUUCUGACGGUAGAAAUUAAUUGAAGUAUCUACGAUCUACCUAUGUACUUAUUUGAAAAUAAUAAAUUUCUCUUAAAGGUUUUAAGGUUUG
Episyrphus balteatus (marmalade hoverfly) is the source of this 1586-nucleotide messenger RNA. Its product is annotated as probable chitinase 2. The record is from RefSeq and is a predicted model, not a curated record. The transcript has 4 exons. Gene Ontology annotation, molecular function: chitinase activity; chitin binding. Gene Ontology annotation, cellular component: extracellular region. NCBI's taxonomy places the organism in Eukaryota, Metazoa, Arthropoda, Insecta, Diptera, Syrphidae. Gene Ontology annotation, biological process: chitin catabolic process; carbohydrate metabolic process. The coding region runs from base 307 to 1515 and encodes 402 amino acids.